Molecule: messenger RNA, 7919 nt
Organism: Pipra filicauda (Wire-tailed manakin)
Lineage: Eukaryota; Metazoa; Chordata; Aves; Passeriformes; Pipridae
Gene: ZER1
Product: zyg-11 related cell cycle regulator
Exons: 16
Coding region: 668-2968 (766 amino acids)
Cellular component (GO): Cul2-RING ubiquitin ligase complex
Molecular function (GO): protein binding
Source: RefSeq, a predicted model, not a curated record
CCGGCUCGGUGCCGGCUGCCCUGGCCUGGCCCUGCCCCGUCCCGGCUCCCCGCGCCCCACGGGGCUGGGAGACACCCUGUGGGUCCCCCACAGGCACCAAGGGCCAGCAGGGCCUGCCGGUUCCCCCCAGCACUGAGGGAACCCCGGGGCGGUUACGCUCCAGCCCGGUGCCAAUGUCAGCCGUGAGCGCGGCCCGCGGCAAUGGCGCCCCUCAGUGAGAGGGGCUCGGUGGGACCCUCAGCGAGGGACCCGCGGGGCUGCGCGGGCCCUGCCCUGGGGAGGCCUCGCCCUGCCCCGCGCAGUGACGUCAGCGCCUUUGAUCUCAUGACGUCACGGAACGCGUGACGUCACCACCGCGUGCCCGUCCCCGGCGGGUCCCCCCGCAGCCCGGGCGUUCCGGCCGGGCCGGUGUUUCCGGGGAAGGCGGCGGCGGCGCUUCCGGCGCGGCGGGAGGAAGUGACGGCGGGUUUGUUGACAGCGGAGGCCGCGGCGGGGGGAGCGGGGCCGAGCAGGACGCGGAGCCCGCCCCGGGCACCGGGACCAGCCCCCCCAUGGCACCAGCUGCCCUGAUGUCCCUGUAAAUCCAUCCUGGAACUUCAUCUAAGGAAAGGAUCUCCUGAAUCAAAAGCUUCCUCCUGCUCUUCCCCUUCCCAUAACUUCCCUCAGGAUGGCAUCCGACAGCCCCGAGUCGCUGAUGACCCUGUGCACCGACUUCUGCCUUCGCAACUUGGAGGGGACCCUCUGCUACCUCCUGGACAACGAAACGCUCCGGCUCCACCCUGACAUCUUCCUGCCCAGCGAGAUCUGUGACAAACUUGUCAAUGAGUACGUGGAGCUGGUGAAGACAGACAGCAUCUUCGAACCCCAUGAAAGCUUCUUCACCCUCUUCUCAGACCCACGGAGCACCAGGCUGGCUCGGAUCCACCUGCGGGAACAGAUUGUGCAGGACCAGGACCUGGAGGCCAUCAGGAAGCAGGAUCUUGUUGAGCUCUACCUGACUAACUGUGAGAAGCUGACGGCCAAGAGCCUGCAAACCUUGGUGAGCUUCAGCCACACACUGAUCUCCCUGAGCCUCUUUGGCUGCUGCAAUAUCUUCUACGAGGAGGAGAACCCCGGGGGGUGUGAGGAUGACUGUCUGGUGAACCCCACCCGCCAGGUCUUGGUCAAGGACUUUACCUUUGAAGGCUUCAGCCGCCUGCGCUUCCUGAACCUGGGCCGCCUGAUCGAGGGGGUGAACGUGGAGACCCUGCUGCGGCCUCUGGCCUCCCUGGCAGCUCUGGAUCUCUCUGGGAUCCAGCUGAAUGAUGUGGGAUUCCUCACCCAGUGGAAGGACAGUCUGGUUUCCUUAGUGCUUUACAACAUGGACCUUUCAGAGGAACACAUCCAAGUGAUCGCACAGCUUCGCAAGCUCAGGCACUUGGAUAUCUCCCGAGACCAUCUGUCCAGUUAUUACAAGUUUAAGCUGACCCGGCGGGUUCUGAACCUGUUUGUGGAGAACCUGGUGAACCUCAGCUCGCUCGACAUCUCAGGGCACACCAUGCUGGAGAACUGCACCAUCCCCAGCAUGGAGGAGAAGAUGGGCCAGACAAGCAUUGAGCCAGCAAAGAGCAGCAUUGCUCCCUUCCGGGGUCUGAAACGGCCACUCCAGUUCCUGGGCCUUUUUGAAACGUCUCUCUGCCGCCUGACACAUAUUCCAGCCUACAAGGUGAGUGGAGACAAGAACGAAGAGCAAGUCCUGAAUGCCAUCGAGGCUUACACGGAGCACCGGCCGGAGAUCACCUCCCGCGCCAUCAACCUCCUGUUCGACAUCGCCCGCAUCGAGCGCUGCAGCCAGCUGCUGAGAGCCCUCCAGCUGGUGAUCACAGCCCUCAAGUGCCACAAGGAUGACAAAAACAUCCAGGUGACGGGCAGCGCGGCGCUGUUCUACCUGACCAACUCCGAGUACCGCAUGGAGCAGAGUGUGAAGCUGCGGCGCCAGGUCAUCCAGGUGGUGCUGAACGGCAUGGAGUCCUACCAGGAGGUCACAGUACAGCGGAACUGCUGCCUGACACUGUGUAACUUCAGCAUUCCCGAGGAGCUGGAGUUCCAGUACCGCCGGGUCAACGAGCUGCUGCUGAACAUCCUCAACCAGAGCCGGCAGGACGAGUCCAUCCAGCGCAUCGCUGUGCACCUCUGCAACGCUCUGGUCUGCCAGGUGGACAAUGACCACAAAGAAGCUGUGGGCAAGAUGGGGUUUGUCAUGACAAUGCUAAAGUUGAUUCAGAAGAAGUUGGCUGAUAAAACGUGUGAUCAGGUGAUGGAGUUCUCCUGGAGUGCCCUAUGGAACAUCACUGAUGAGACCCCAGAUAACUGUGAGAUGUUCCUUAACUACAGCGGCAUGAAACUGUUCUUGGAGUGCUUGAAAGAAUUCCCAGAGAAACAGGAGCUGCACCGCAACAUGCUGGGCCUCCUGGGCAAUGUGGCAGAAGUGAAGGAGCUCCGCCCGCAGCUCAUGACCUCCCAGUUCAUCAGUGUGUUCAGCAACCUGCUGGAGAGCAAAGCCGACGGGAUUGAGGUGUCCUAUAAUGCCUGUGGAGUGCUCUCCCAUAUCAUGUUUGAUGGUCCAGAGGCUUGGGGGAUCUGUGAACCCCACCGAGAGGAAGUUGUGAAGAGGAUGUGGGCAGCCAUCCAGAGCUGGGAUAUCAACUCCAGGAGAAAUAUCAAUUACAGGUCAUUUGAACCAAUCCUCCGACUUCUUCCACAAGGAAUCUCCCCAGUCAGCCAGCACUGGGCCACCUGGGCACUCUAUAACCUGGUCUCUGUCUACCCUGACAAGUACUGCCCGCUGCUGAUCAAAGAAGGUGGGAUCCCUCUCCUGAAGGACAUGAUCAAAAUGGCCUCAGCACGGCAAGAGACCAAGGAAAUGGCCCGGAAAGUUAUAGAGCACUGCAGUAACUUUAAGGAGGAGAACAUGGACACUUCCAGAUAGAGGCACUCACCCAAUGCCUCUUGCCAGCACUGUAUCCAGCUUCUCUCUAACUCACUGUACAUAGGGAGGACUCUUUCUUACCAACUCGCCCGUUGGAAGGAAACUUUGUGUGUGUGUGAGACCCUCAGUAGAUGAAGGUGAACAGAGGAGGGGGGAGGGACUUUUUGCACAACAAAAUGCUUUCCUUACCUUAGUGGACUUUUUUUGUUAUGAAGUUUCAGGUUGAAGUUCCGUGUGUAUGAUUUCUGUAUAAAAAGAAAACAAAAAACAAAGACAACUACAUUAUGUAUCUUUUAACCUUUUUGUUUUAGACCACACAGAGAGCCUCAAAUGACCAUGAGCUUGAAGACCUAGUUGUGUGAUCACUAGUGUGACAUGUUUAUUUCCCACUUUUUAGAGAAUUCCCUUUUGCUGUACUGCAUGAGGUCCUGUAAUGUCUGCAAGAACACCAGUCCUGAAUCAGCACUGGCUGCUCAGUGGGGCUGUGGGCAGGGAUGAGUUAUUUAUUUAGUCAGAGAGGUUGGGGGACACAAUACCAGAGAGACAGACCAAAAGAACUGACCUUUUAGUGAUAUUUAUACAUGGAGAAAAUAGGGAAGAAAGAUCUUUUAAGUUAAUUCACUCCCUUAAGGGUUUUUUAUAGAAGACUCACAUUAAUGGAAGCACUGCUAACUGUAUAUGGGUCAUCCAGAAGUAAGACAUUCCCAGUAAAGUCAAGAGGUCUGUUUUGUCCCCAUUGGCAGUACAGUAGGAUCUGCCAGCCCACCCACCCUCAUAAGGUCAGGGAUGACCAGUAAAACCAGUUACAUAUUCUUGGCUACACAGAGCUUUUCUCUCAAAGGGAGCCUGUGCAAGAAGGCACCAGGUUUGUUCAUAAAGGGCUACACAUCUUCAUUCCAGACCUUCACCACCUUUUAGUUUUGUUUCUUUUGUGGGGAAGGGCUACAAAGCCAGAGUAUUUCUGUCUGCAUAAUAAACUCUCCCAGGCCCUGAUCCAGAGCAGUUGUACCCCUCAUACAAGUCCGAGGAAUGGCCUGGAGCUGCUCUGCUCUUCCUCAGUCUGCAUCAGCACAAGCUGUGCUCAGUGGCACAGUAAUUCCCCUUUACAGGUCUCUGACUACAGCACAACUGCGGGAAUUGGAGGUGCUGAAGUCCUCUCCUGAGAGUGGGGAGUCUCCAUGCACCCUUUGGAGGGCAAUCCCAUGAAAUAGCCCCUCUUGUUCCACUUUCUUCUCGGAAGCAGAAGGCCCUACUCCUGUCUGACUCCAGCAGCACUUCCCAGUGCAGCCCCACUCCCAUCAGCAGCUUUACUGCAGUUUGUGAUGCAGGUGAGAGGAGAGUCCCACCCAGCUGAUCUUCACCUGUAACACUCCAGACCUGUAAGGGCGCCAGAAGCUGAAGUUUCUCCCAGCCAGACACUCUAAGCACAGUGUGCAGCUCAUGCUUAGAGCCCACUGCUCACCACAGCUCUUUGACAAGUCACAAAUCUUCCCUUAGAAGGGACUUGGAAAAGAUUUUAUGCCUGGUAGCAGGAGAGGAGCCCACAGCCACGUGAGGUGGGACAUUUCAGGCCUCUCAGCACAGUAACUCGCUGCUCUCUGCCCUUGGACACGUUGCUCUCAGAUUUGACUCGCUGCUAUGAGGUUCUGCUAAUGCUCAGAGUUCAUGUUGUCCUUGUGAGCACAUUAGAGACAGAUCCUUGAUCCACAAACUGACACUUUAACUGACAGAACACAGCUGCCUGGACAGGUUUACUUUUUCUGCCAAUAUGGUGUUAUUCAAUGUCUUUUUUUUUUUUUUUCUUUUUAACCAUAUGUCAUUUGUUUUGGUAUUGUGAGAUCUGUACUUUUUUCUUUUAAGUCUUUUUCAAACUUAUAUAUAUUUUUGUGUCACUUUCGAAUUGUUUUCUUAAGAUUUGCAAAACUUGACAAAUUAUACUUUUUUUGCAGUCUUUUAAAAUGUAUUUUUCUCUCUCUUAUUCCUGUUCCCCAAGAAUUUGUGUCUCUAAAGCUUUGAGAUGGGGAAGCUUAUUUCAAGAUCUGUUUUCUGUGUAACAUUUGCUGAUCUUCCUUCUAGAUGCAAAACUAAGAGAGGCUGCAAAUACUGCCAGGCAGCCUUGGUGUGUUAGGGGAGUCAGGUUUUGCUCUUUAAUUCCAUUUAGUGCUGCUGUCCUGAAGUUGUUUCACUUGACAGUGCUGCCCACCAGGUUUGCUUCCUUCCCAAUGCCCAUGUAGUGAAAGCUCCUGCCACUAAAAUCUCGAAUCAGCUGACAAAAAGCACUGAGGAUUCUGACUGUUGGCAAGGAGGGAGUGGAGCAGAAGGGGACACGUCACAGGGGGAGAGGUAUCGAAACCCUUGUCCCCAGAAUGCAGCUGCCACCCUGGGGAGACAAUGGCACUCCCAUCUCAGCUGGAGCAGAGCUCAGCCUUGCAUUGCAAUCCAUGCAGUCAGGCUUUUCUCUGAGAUUUUGGCACAACUACAUCAAGGCUAAUGAACAACCAGUGACUUGGUUCCAUCUGCCUCAAGACCCCAAAGGUUUGGGUUUUUCAAACCAGUGCCCCCCCAAGUUCAGCUGUUACUGGGGUCUCACCUGCUGCAUCCCAAACUAACAAGCUCCAAGCUGCACCAAAGCUUUGUUUCCUACUGUAAACCUCUGUCCUCACUGCUCACAGCCCCUCAGCAAGCUGUACCUGAACCAGGAUAAAAAGAUUUCAAAUUCCCAGCAACAAGGAGAUUAAUGGAGUCAGGCCAGGCUGCCAGAAAAGCUCAGUCUAAGCUGAAAUCUGUCACUGAUCCCAGGGGAAGGGGGAACUACAACUGGGCAAUUACAGCAAGCUACACAUCAGACUUUGAGUCAGGCCACAGCAAGGUAAAUUCCUGAGACAGCACGUUAAAAGAAGUACCAUCCCUGUUAGUCACAUGAGCUUUGCCUACAAGUUUCCAUGUCUUCAAGCCAAGAAUUUGUGAGCUGAAAAAUAACAUUUCCCCUUCAGUAAGAAGCAAAAGAGAGAAAGGUAUCCUCUGAACACCUGAGCACAACCCAAGAAUUCUGUAAUUGGAAGUCUGAAAUGAGUUUGUACCACAGUUUCCCUAACUGAAACAAGAGAGGCAUGACCUGAAAGCAGUUUUUGGAGACAGAGUUAAUUGCUGCCAUAGAUCCAGAGCUGAGGACAGAACAGGAGAGCUGCCUGCAGAUAUCAUAUCCGUGUUCUGCAAGGAGGGGAGGGCAAAGUGGCUGAUUUUUUUAUGAAGGUCUAAUGUAAAAGGGGAAGUCAGAUACCCUGAAAUGCUUGCCUGUUCCAGGGAAGCCUCAGACCUUCCAGCCUUGCUGGAUCAAAGGAAUGAACCAGGAGACUUUAACUCCACACAGAAUCAUAGAGCCAAUCACCAACCCUGCUCAGAAAACCAGAACAGGGUUGUCACCAGAACUGUCAAGUGAAAAUCCAGCUGGAGAGAAGUUCAUCAUGAGUAAACACGUGGCAGAGGUGCUCCUUGUGCUCAGUAGCUGUUGGCCUACCCAGACUCUUCAUGAUUUCACUACUGCAUUUCCUUUAAUAUUGCAAAGCUUGGCAAGCAGAGCACGAACACAACUCAGUAGCUCCCUGCAGAGACUGUGCCAACAAAGGAUCCCUCUGCCUGGACUGUGUAGUUUCCUCCCUGGCUGGAGGCUGCCCUGUCCUUCAGUGGCCCUUGGCUCAGCAGGCAGCGCUGGGCAACUUCCAAAUUGCUGGGCAACUUCCCACAAGUGCUUCCAUUUUACAAGAUCUGUGGGAGGAAUUGCUUAUAAGGACUGGCAUCUCCUUGUAUGAUGCCUAACACCCAGCAGCACCAGACUUUCUCAUCUAGACCAAGCCAGGCAAGUUUAGCACUGAUAUUUGUGGCAAUCAGAGCAUUGCAGAUAAUCCAUCUGCACCAUGGCUGCUGUUUCCCUGCACCUUCCUACUGAAAUGUUUCUCUUCAGCACUGAAUCCUACCCAGCUUGUCACCUUGGCUGGGCUGCUGCUGCUGUCACUCUGGUCUCUGCAAAGGAUGAGUGGGAAGAAAAGUCUUGGAGCUGUGAGCUGAGUUCCUCUCAUCACCUGAAGAAGGCAAUUAAUUACAAGUAGGACAAGAGCUCCAGGGGCACUGCAGUCAGGCACUAUCCAUAGAAAAAACAUUUCCUUGAGACUGUUCAGGGAGGAGCCUGCCACAGCUCAGGUGUCAGAGGGCAGCUUGUGCUAGAAAAAGAGAAUUAAAAGUAGGGAAACAGCUGGUCUCCACGACAACCAUGUGCAUUAAGCACAGAGGGCAAUAGUCAUCAGGUAUGGAUGAAAAGGAACAUGGGGGCUGGAGAAGACAGCACUUAAAUAAGGGUUGAGGGAGAUUUCCUGCUGAACUGAAACACUUCUGCUUUAGCAGACUUUGGUUUGAUUUCAUAUACUUGUCACUGAUUCUCUCUGUAACUCUUUUCUUGUUUUUAAAGAAGUUUUUAAGCUAACCAAAUAUGUAUUUCCUUGUUUUGCUGAAAGAAAACACCCUCCGUUAUAACGAGUGUCUGCUUUUACUCUGUCCACGGACCUGCCUGAUGUGGGGGCCUGGUUCAAAUGUUUGUACGUGGUGAAACCCAGCAAAAAAAUCAAAAUGCACAACUGCUGCUUCCUUACAAUUCUGAAUGAAUUAACUUUUCUGUUGUAUCCAUUGGAUACCCGCUGUGUAUUAAACCCAAUGCUCAACAGUGUCUUCUUCCUUUGGUCUGUGGAUGUGGUUUAUUUAGGUACAUUACUGGGCCGUUUGCUGUCAAAUAUUUCAUUACAAAUGAAAGGAACUGCCAUGUGUUGAUGGUGCAGUUCAGUGGCUUUGCCUUUCAUCACUCCAAGGGAUACAAUACUGUUUGUCAACAGAAAAGAGAUGUGGAGGAAGAGAGUAUUGUUAGGAGAUUGUGUGAGAGGAGAAUAAAAAAAUCAGGACAAUA